Molecule: messenger RNA, 1009 nt
Organism: Mus musculus (house mouse)
Lineage: Eukaryota; Metazoa; Chordata; Mammalia; Rodentia; Muridae
Gene: Ms4a3
Product: membrane-spanning 4-domains, subfamily A, member 3
Exons: 7
Coding region: 209-850 (213 amino acids)
Cellular component (GO): membrane
Source: RefSeq, marked reviewed
AGGCAGCCAGCAAAACCACUUCCACUGGACUUGCUGAGGAAUUGCACAAAGAAGAGAUUCGUUAAGCCUGAGGAGGAAGAGACUGCUGGUUUUGGGGGACAGACUCUGGUGGUCAUUACUGUCUCCUCUUCUGUAAUGAGUUGGACUUGCAGGGGAAGGACUUGUCAAAUCCUGAAUUCUUCAAGGUGGUACCUCAUCAGGCAGACACAUGAAGCCAGAGGAGACUGGUGGUUCUGUUUAUCAGCCCUUGGAUGAGUCACGCCAUGUUCAACGAGGUGUACUGCAAGCCCUCGGGGCCAUCCAGAUCCUGAAUGGAAUACUGAUUCUAGCUCUCGGAAUUUUUCUGGUUUGUUUACAACACGUGUCCCACCACUUCAGGCAUUUCUUCUUCUUCACCUUCUACACAGGCUACCCACUGUGGGGUGCUGUGUUUUUUAUCAGCUCAGGAUCCUUGACUGUUGCCGCAGGGAGAAACCCCACACGAAUGCUGAUGCAAAACAGUUUUGGGAUAAACAUUGCCAGUACUACAAUUGCAUUUGUUGGGACUGUUUUCCUUUCUGUGCAUUUGGCAUUCAAUACCCAGGCUUUCAAGGGUUGCCAAUCUUCACCGUCACCUGAUGUCUGCAUUUCCCUGGGUUCCUCAUCAGAUGGCCUGGUGUCUUUAAUGCUGAUUCUCACCCUGCUGGAGCUGUCCGUGACCAUUUCUAUCUCUGCCAUGUGGUGCUUGGGAAAUGUUUGUGGUUUAAGAGAGGCAAUUACUUCACCUCCUAAUUCUGUGGAGUCAGGAAUACUUCCUGAAGGAAGUGAUUCUGAGAACCUGAACACUCAGCCCCAAGCUUCAGAAGAGUGAGAACCUCAUUUGAAAACUCAGCAGAACAUGAACAGAUGAAAUGCAAUCCUUCUGUCAUGGAAAUAUUCACAAGAAAGCUGGCAUCUGUCCCAAUUCUCUCUCCUGUAAAUCCACGAGCACGGUCUGGAUCUGGAUGAAUAAAUAUAUUUCCUUAGGUGA